Messenger RNA from Nannospalax galili (Upper Galilee mountains blind mole rat), 955 nucleotides. RefSeq names its product retinol binding protein 5 (gene Rbp5). Gene Ontology annotation, biological process: fatty acid transport. The transcript has 4 exons. Bases 138 to 500 code for a protein of 120 amino acids. NCBI's taxonomy places the organism in Eukaryota, Metazoa, Chordata, Mammalia, Rodentia, Spalacidae. Gene Ontology annotation, molecular function: fatty acid binding. Gene Ontology annotation, cellular component: nucleus; cytosol. The record is from RefSeq and is a predicted model, not a curated record.
GUGCUAUAAAAGCCCUAGUUAGCUGGACCUUUACACACUCCUGUCUCUGUGUUCUGAAGCUGGCCUGGAGUCUCUGAACCUCCUCUGCAAGGCAGCACCCCUGAUUCCUCACCCUGCUCCUGUCUGCAUCGAGAACAAUGCCUCCCAACCUCACAGGCUACUACCGUUUUGUCUCGCAGAAGAACUUGGAGGACUACAUGCAGGCCCUAAAUAUCAACGUGGCUCUGCGGAAAAUAGUGCAGCUGCUGAGACCUGACAAGGAGAUCGACCACCAAGGCAACCACAUGGUAGUGAAGACGCUCAGCCCCUUCCGCAACUACACUAUGGAAUUCGAAGUGGGAGUUGAAUUUGAGGAGGAUCUAAGGAUCGUGGAUGGACGAAAAUGCCAGACCAUAGUAACAUGGGAAGAGGAGCACCUGGUGUGUGUGCAGAAAGGGGAGGUCCCCAACCGGGGCUGGCGACACUGGCUGGAGGGAGAUAAGCUGCAUCUGGUAAGCUGAGUGAGGGAGACACAAACAGGAACUGACUGCGAGGGAUGCAGUGUGCAAGCAGGUCUUCAAGAAGGUCCAAUAGCCAAAAAGAGCUGCAGACCCUCCAGAUAUCCUCAGUCCAGACCCCAAUUCAGCCCAGGCUGUGCUAGAUCAGCAUCUUUCUCAGUCCCACCUCAUUCCUCCCCAUGUUAAUCUGUAACUUGCAGUCCCCAGCCAAAGUCCUUUCUUUCUCAAAGUCUACUGACUAACAGUAACCCCCACCCCCACCCCUUCAGGUCACAUUCUGGUCUCCCGAGUACCAGAAGGAAGCAGCGGAAAAAUGACCAUUCUCUAUUCUCCCCAGCUCAUUUGGCUUCUUCUUAAAACUAGCUCUGGGCUUUUGAUGGUUACUGAAAAUAUUACGGUGGGGGAUCUUUUAGGAAACUGAGACUGGGUUCAAGAGUUCAAAUGGAAGCACCCGUGUA